Ascoidea rubescens DSM 1968 is the source of this 714-nucleotide messenger RNA. RefSeq lists its product as uncharacterized. NCBI's taxonomy places the organism in Eukaryota, Fungi, Ascomycota, Saccharomycetes, Ascoideales, Ascoideaceae. The transcript has a single exon. The record is from RefSeq and is a predicted model, not a curated record. The annotation marks the transcript as partial.
UGGUGGCUAAAAAAUAAUGAAUUACCUAGCGAUUUGAUUAGAAAAGUGGGCAAUAAUUUAAUUUUUGAAGUUGAAGAAAACGAAAUAAUUAAGAGGGGAAACAGAAAAUUUAUUUAUCGUGACUACUACAUUUUAUUUGCCAAUUACUCUCAACUUGUUAUUUCUAUUUCUUUUGAUUCUAAAAAUCCUCAAAUCACAGUUAAUAUGAAUCAAUCUCAUAUUUCACCACCAAUUAUUAAUGAUGAUAUUUUAAACAAAUACUAUGAUUUAUUUGGAAACACUAUUUAUCAAUUAGCCAUUAAAUCGAUUGGUAGUAUUAUUUAUGGUGACUUCGUUCCAGGACUUUUAUCACAAAUCCCAAAUAUUUUAAGACCAGUAGGUGCAACCUCAUUUGGCGCUCAAAUUUAUUUUAAUAAUUCAAACUCACAAAUAAGCAAAAAAGGCGAUUUUAGACCUGGUGAUAUAUUGACCCUUGAAAAAGCUAAGUUUAACGCACAUAACAAAUUCCAUCAAAAAUUUGUUUUUGAAACAGGAUUUGAUAAACCAUUUUCUGCAAUAAUAACUGACUGGGAUAACAAAAAAGAAAAAUUUAGAGUAAUUGAAAAAUCUUCAAAUACUGGUAAAAUUAAGCAAAGUAGUUACAGACCUUCAGAUUUAAAAUCUGGAACCAUCAGAGUUUUUAGAACUGUGGGAAGAGAUUUUGUUCAAUGGUAA